Paecilomyces variotii is the source of this 673-nucleotide messenger RNA. RefSeq lists its product as hypothetical. The record is from RefSeq and is a predicted model, not a curated record. Bases 133 to 594 code for a protein of 153 amino acids. The transcript has 3 exons. Lineage: Eukaryota; Fungi; Ascomycota; Eurotiomycetes; Eurotiales; Thermoascaceae.
AGGUCCAUGUAUGAAAUCUUGGCUUAAAGUAAAUAAGCAUAUGCCAUUCGUGCUAUUCCGUAGUUAAAGGAGUCUAUGGAUCUUGCAUUCCCCGAGUGGGGUUGUUAACGAUCGGUUAAGGAUAACUAAAUCAUGAGACAUUGUUCGACCAUCUCCACAUACUGUGCAAGAGAGUUGGGUAGAGAUCGGCAACGGAAGCGUGUAGGGGAGUUUUUCCACAUAUCACGAUCGAGGAUCUUGUUUGCGCGAUAUAAACUUCAUCUGCUCAGAGCCACACAUCGUCUGGCAGGUACAGACGGACUUGGUCUUGCCGUGGUCUUGCGGUGGUCGACCAUGAGAUAUGGUCUUUCUUCUCAAGGUACAGCCGUCAUAGCUCUGUGCUCAGUACCCAUAGCUGUCAAAAAAAUAAGUGCAAGGGGUAGACGGUAUAAUCGGGGUUUUAUAUCCCGUCUGCGCGGGGUAAAGAAAGAUUUGAAUAUGCAGAAAAUAUAUACAUAUGCAGACGAAGGCAUGCGAGUCUCUUUCGUAUUUGACAUGAAGUGCCUAGUAGAAGUACCUAGUAGAAGUACCUACAGACUCCCCAUUUUCUGGUAGAAUCGAAUCUAAAGAAUAGCGUGAUUAGUCCAACAACAAUAAUAAAGAAUUUAAAAAGAAAUAAUAGAUGGAUGAUAGA